Molecule: messenger RNA, 243 nt
Organism: Naumovozyma dairenensis CBS 421
Lineage: Eukaryota; Fungi; Ascomycota; Saccharomycetes; Saccharomycetales; Saccharomycetaceae
Gene: RPS13
Product: 40S ribosomal uS15 domain-containing protein
Exons: 1
Coding region: 1-243 (80 amino acids)
Biological process (GO): translation
Cellular component (GO): cytosolic small ribosomal subunit; nucleolus; ribosome
Molecular function (GO): small ribosomal subunit rRNA binding; structural constituent of ribosome
Source: RefSeq, a predicted model, not a curated record
AUGAGAAUCUUGAAAUCUAACGGUUUAGCUCCAGAUAUUCCAGAAGAUUUAUACUAUUUGAUUAAGAAGGCUGUCUCUGUUAGAAAGCAUUUAGAAAGAAACAGAAAGGAUAAGGAUGCUAAAUUCAGAUUAAUUUUAAUCGAAUCUAGAAUUCACAGAUUGGCUAGAUACUACAGAACCGUUUCUGUUUUACCACCAAAUUGGAAAUACGAAUCCGCCACUGCCUCCGCUUUGGUUAACUAG